CAUAGAAAACAGUGAAUUUUUGACAGACACCCCCACUCGUAACAGCAGAGGAAAAGUGAAAAAGUUUUUCACACAGCGAGAGGGGAGAAAAGGACCCCAGACGACAGAGGGUGAAAAGCGACAUAAUUUGAGAUACAAGAAAUAAAACAAAGCAGCGUUGAGAAGAAAAGGCGAGAGCUUUUGAGAUACGGCGGCUCGGACAAGAGAUUUUAUGUCGGCAAGUUUUGAUUUGGGUGUUGUGUCUGGGGCUCCGUUGAAGCUCUGUUUCUCAUCACUUCCUUCGAUUUCUGCUCGUUGCAUGCGCAAAGCCCUCUGCUGUUCUAUUCAGCAGAGCGACCUCUCUUUCUUCCCGACUGUUUCGAUGCGUUUGAGGCCCAAACGGACUUGUACCGGAGUUGUGUGUUUUGGGGGUUUUCACAUAAAUCGGUUAAUAAAUCGAUUUACGUGAGGAGUCCAACGCAGCGGCUCCUUUUGCUCAAGUGAUUCGAUCUUGAAUUAGAGAUUUCUUUGCGGGAUUUUUGUUUGAUUGGUUUAUUAUUUUGGGAGGAUUCAUUUUUGUGGGUUAAUUCUUUUUUUGAGGGGUUUUUGAUUUGUUUUGACUGAGAGAGAAGAUGAUAGCGGAGCCUCGGAAACCAGUUUUGUUCAACAGGGAAGCUUGCUUGAACAGAAAAGGGAAAGUUCGGCCCGAACCCGUUAAGCCAAUGAGAAAAAUCCGGAUAAUUUAUAAUGACCCGGAUGCUACCGACUCCUCCGACGAUGAGAGAGAGGAGGAGAGAGAGAGGAGAGUGAAACGCCUCGUUCAUGAGGUUCAUUUUCCUCUCGUGAAGCCUGCUGCAGCGGCGGCGGCUUCCAAGGUUCUGGAAUCCGAGAGCUCGGACAACAGCGAGGGAAGCUCCAAGAAGAAGAGGGCUUUUUCGGCGACGGAGAGCAGCCGGCAGAAUCCCGUUAACGGUAAAUACAGAGGCGUGCGGCAGCGCAAGUGGGGGAAAUGGGCUGCUGAGAUACGGGAUCCGUUUCAGCACAAACGGGUUUGGUUGGGAACCUUUGAUUCGGCGGAGGAAGCUUCCAGAGCUUACGAGAUAAAGCGGCUGGAAUUCGAGGCUUUGAGCAACGGUGCUGACUUGUCGUCGGAGAGGAGCUCGGGCUGUGAGAAUGGCAAGACUGUGAGUUCGGCGGUCGUUUUCGAGUAUGACGAGAAGAAGAUUCGGAAGGACGAUGUUGUGGUUUGUGCGUCCGAGGACUCCAGUGGCAGCAGCAAUACGUCAGCGGUGGAGCUCGAUUCCACCACUUCUUGGGUUCUUGAUUGCAAGUGUGAGGAUGCUGUUGUGGAGGAGAGACAAGAUAAAUGUGGGUUGAUGGGUUUGGAUCAAAUUGAUUUGGACAUGGAGCUCCAAUCCCUUGUCGCCGGCGAUGGAUUCGUCCCUUCUUUCGACGAUCUCAUCGACGAGGAUUUGGAUGAAUUCCCCAUAUUUGGGUUUGAUGUGGGUGAUGAGGGCACUGCGUUGCCGGACUUCGAUUUUGAUUUCGACUUUGAAGAGGCUUGCGGCGGCGCCCUGACGUGGAUGGAUGAGCCGUCGCCGAUGAACGGAAUUAAUGGAGGGUCGGCUUCUUUCAAUAUAGCAUGCCUAUAAGUUUUGCAGUUGAUAGGAUUUUAUUUAGUAUUAGUAGUAUGACUAUGUUUACUUUUGUGAAAUGGCGUUUCUAGAACUGGAUAAUUCAGUUCGGAAAUGUUGUUGUCAUAAGUUUGCUGGUGAGAGAUUUUGUUUUGAGAGUUUUUUUGUGUAGAGAGUUGGGAGUUUCCUUUGGUUUUUUCUUGUGCUUUUUGAGCCGUCCAAAGGGCUUCGGACUCGAGAGUAAAAUCAUGUUAUUGCAGUUUCAUUACUUAGUAGAUGAAGAUCACCAUCCUUGUCUCUCUUA
Salvia miltiorrhiza (redroot sage) is the source of this 1917-nucleotide messenger RNA. Its product is annotated as ethylene-responsive transcription factor ERF118-like. The record is from RefSeq and is a predicted model, not a curated record. The coding region runs from base 612 to 1631 and encodes 339 amino acids. The transcript is spliced from 3 exons. NCBI's taxonomy places the organism in Eukaryota, Viridiplantae, Streptophyta, Magnoliopsida, Lamiales, Lamiaceae. Gene Ontology annotation, biological process: regulation of DNA-templated transcription. Gene Ontology annotation, molecular function: DNA binding; DNA-binding transcription factor activity.